UUUGGUUAAAAUUUUCAAUCAACAUAAAAUUAAAUAUCUAGUAUUUGGCAUGGAAGUUUAAUUCAAUAGCAGCAGAAAAGAGAAAUUCAGUCGCUAUAUUUCUCUUUUUGUUUUUUAGUUGAACCCUUGAGCUUUCUAUGGCAAUUGUAGCCCACCAACAAAACAAUGAACUUUAAAUUUAGGGUAAAUUAAGCUCACCUCCCUCUACUUAGCUAAAAGUUCAAACAGCUCCUUUGGAAGAAUAUCAUUUACCUCCCCUGACAUGAUGUCCGUCCUCGUCAAAUUUGGUCAUGCUGUUAACUGAUGAUGUCAGCCUGUUGAGAACCGAAAGUCCAAAUUUCCCUCUGUUGACAAAAGACCUAUUUAACCUUGAAAAUAGUCAAAACACUGAUUUACUAAUUGCUGUUAUAUUACCUUUCGACCAUGGAGAUUAAUAAACAAUGCUCCAAUUCAUCUCUGUCAGUGUUGUAAUUUACAGGGAAUCCACCAACACCCACCCUUUCACCAAAUUGCUCCAUUCACAAUACUAUCACAAUAAACAAGAACAAGCCCUGAAUCGCCAGUUUGAACCCACCCACCCCUGUAAAUUGAGUAUACACCGAUUCUGAUAAAGAAAUCCCCAAAAAUGGUGUCAAAUUGCAUACCCAGGUACACGAAAUAUCAACCGGCUGGUGGUGACAAUGAUUGCCUUAUCAAUCACAACGGUGGACUGUGAGAUCGAGCUGUGACGGAGAGGCGAAGAGAGAGAAAGGAUAAUGGCGAGCAAAAUUAGGGUUUGGUAGGCGAUGUCGGUCCAAAGACCAAACCAAGCCCUCCUCACAUAAUAUUUCACAUAAUCACCAAUGGACUUCUCAUCUUCCUCAAACAUAUAAUAACAAUCUCUUUUAUCUUCUGGGUAGUCUCAUUCUCUACCCCAUGCUCCCUGCACGUCUGCUUUGUCUUCUUUCUUAUACUCUGUGCCCGUCUCCUCCACCUUGCUCUUCCUUCCUUCGCCUUGUAGACCACUGACCCAUCUUCAGUUUGAAAAUGGUGUUUUUGGUUUAAAAAGAAGCCGAGGUCAUUGUUACUCAAUUUCUUUUCCUUCUGUACUCUAUUUCUUGGGGUCUAUUGGCUCUAUAACACAUACGUUGAUGUUUUAAGAUGUAAGAGGUGAAGAAGAUGUCACCCUGAUUGCGUGACUCGUAGGGUGAAUUUGGCGAUGUUGGUGAGGUUGAGGGAGCUGUUUGAGCUUUUAGCUAAUGAGAGGGGAGCAUGAUGUGGAUGCUGGUGAACUGAAGAAAGUAAUCUUAGCAGUUUUCUUCAAUUGGGUUCCUCCUCCUUUGAACCAUUUUGAUUGGUUUUGCAGUGCAGUUUAUCAGAAGUUCCUUUUCAUGGAUUUUUGAGUCUCACUUUUGUGAUGAAAAAUCUUCAAAAGUUUGUAUAAAGGUUACUCCAACUCUCUGCAUUUCCUCUCUGGCCUUUUAGCUAUUAUGCCCACCAAUUGUACACCGUAAUUAUUAAGAAACAUUGAAUCCAGAAAUGGAAGUUAUUUCUCCAAAAUCAUAUCAUUGGAAUUUGAAUUGGCUGUUUGAGGAAAGCAAGGGAACAAAAUGGACACCUCAAGAGAACAAGCAGUUCGAGAGAGCUCUCACCUUGUUCGAUAAGGAUGCGCCAGACGGAUGGUACUACAUUGCAGCCAUGAUUCCUGGGAAGACCGUUAGCGAUGUGAUGAAACAGUAUAGGGAACUGGAAAAAGAUGUUAAUUUGUCAGCUAUUGGAACAUCCACUGAGGCUGUUGCAUAUGAAGAAACAAGAGUGAGAAGAAGAUCAAAUAUGUACUUCAGAGGAGUAAGACAGAGGCCAUGGGGGAAAUGGGUAGCAGAGAUAAGGGACCCAUGCAGGGCUGCAAGGGUUUGGUUAGGUACAUUUGACACAGCAGAGGCGGCAGCUCUAGCCUACGAUGAAGCUGCCCUGAAAUUUAGAGGCAACAAAGCAAAACUCAACUUCCCUGAAAGGGUCAUGUGUGUGUCAUCUAUCCAAGUUUCUCCGAAGACCCUGUUGCACCAGGAAAAUGGUAGCCCAUCAGCAAUGGUGGAGAUAGCAGAACAUCUUCUAGAACAAGAUGAAGAAUACAAUCUCAACAAUUUCAAGAAAGAUAUGCCGGGUGCAGAUCAUCUUAUUAAUCAGCAACUAAUAGUUGAAGUAGGUGAUGUCAACAAUGGAAGGAAUGUUGUUAAUGCAGAGCGAAAUAACAAUUUUAUUUCUUGUUCAGAUGAGGCUCUCAUGAAUGAGGAACAUGCAUCAUUUCAAUGCCAAAAUACUAGAACUCCAUCUGGACCUAGACUCUUACAUGAUGGACAAGAGAUGAUGGAACCACAUUCAUCAAAUCAGCAACUAUUAGUUGAAGUUGAUGAUAUCAACAAUGGAAGGAAUGUUGUUAAUGAAGAGCGAAAUAACAAUCAUGCUUCUCGUUCAGAUGACGCAGAUUCAAUCACUUAUGAGGAGCUCAAAAAACAUUUCGGAAAGAAACUUGAAGAUGUUGCACAGAUUUUUAGUGUGAGCAGAUCUACAUUUAAGCGUAUUUGCAGAAAAAAAGGAAUCCACCGCUGGAAGCAAGGUAAGAGAAAUAAGGUUAACAACUUGGCAUCUAGACGAGACCCUCCAUGUUCUGAUUUGCCUGCUGAGAAACUCGUGACUACGGUUGCUCACAUGACUUCACUUGUAACGCCACCACAUGAAGUAAAGACCAUAACUAUAAAGGCAACAUAUAGAGAUGAUAUUAUAAAAUUUCAACUACCGUCGUCAUCAAGAAUGGUGGAGUUGGAAGAGGAAGUCUCCAAGAGGUUAAAGUUUAGUGUUGGAACUCAUAAGAUCAAAUACACAGAUGAUGAUGGCGAUCGGAUUUUAAUAGCCUGUGACAAGGACUUGCAGGAAUGUAUGAGUGCUUCCAAUUCAUUGGGCAUGAAAACAAUCAAAAUGUUCAUUGAGCCAAUUACCCAAAUAUAAGGAAUCAACUUUCUCUUCAA
Messenger RNA from Cornus florida, 3005 nucleotides. Its product is annotated as ethylene-responsive transcription factor ERF073-like. NCBI's taxonomy places the organism in Eukaryota, Viridiplantae, Streptophyta, Magnoliopsida, Cornales, Cornaceae. The transcript is spliced from 5 exons. The record is from RefSeq and is a predicted model, not a curated record. Gene Ontology annotation, molecular function: protein binding; DNA binding; DNA-binding transcription factor activity. The coding region runs from base 1519 to 2985 and encodes 488 amino acids. Gene Ontology annotation, biological process: ethylene-activated signaling pathway; regulation of DNA-templated transcription.